GAAACCAAACAAGUCCUUGUCCACGGUUUAAGGUUAACCAUAUACAUCAAGUUGUUGAAAUAUUUUCAUAUGUAUGUCUCGCUUCUGAUAAGACUGGUAAUGCUCUUCAAUCGGUUGGCAAGGAGACAUCUGAAAUGGACUAUCUAUUUUCAUUUGUGUCCAGCGCCAGAUGACAGUGUACAGUUUUGAGGAAGUCUUUCACUUGGUAAACGUGUGACCUUCGUAGUGAUUGGGUUGUUCCUUAUAGUUAUAUCAAUCGUGGCCUUUCUCAUAGAUCCGAUACACAUAGUUAUGAGAUAUAAAACAAGAAUAGCUAAAGGCUCGAUGCUGUACGAACUACUUCUGAAGCCAAAUCUUCCAGGGGCAUACGUGCAGGCGUACCUCUUCAAUAUCACUAACGCUGAUCUGUUUCUAGCAGGAAUCGAUACUAAGUUGAAGGUUGAAGAAGUCGGCCCAUUUACAUACCAAGAAUAUCGUACAAAUGCUGAUUUCGAGUUGGAUGAAGAACUGGGAGUAAUGAGGUAUUCUCCAAAGCUCUUUCCCCGAUUUGUUCCUGAGAGGUCAGUGGCGGAUCCAAAAGACGUAAACCUCACCCUUCCAAACAUUGCCAUGUUGGCUAUAGCAUCAGUGGUGUCCAAAUCUGCAUUUCUAACAAGAAUUGGGUUCAAUAUGCUUGCCAAACAACUUGAGUCCGAACCAAUUCUGAAGAUAUCUGCUCAUGAGUUCCUGUGGGGUUUUGAUGAACCCCUAAUCAACUUUGGUCAUAAGGUCAUGCCUGGUGUCAUUAAGUUCGAGAAAAUGGGAUUAUUAGACAGACUGUAUGACAUCGACGACUUCAGGUUAGAAGUGGGAUCAACAACUCAAGAUAAAUUCGAAAUUAAAACCUAUAAUGGUGAAGCUGGUGUUACACCACUCGGAUAUGAUAUUACACCGUCCCGCUGUAACACCUUUGCAGAUGCUUAUGAGGGUCUUAUAUACCCACCAGACCUCACGGAAGACACACCUCUACGUCUCUACCGCAACGUGUUUUGUCGGAUCUUCAAUCUUCAAUAUCGCGACACGAGGACCAUGGACUAUGGCCCAGAGGUCUUCCACUACACCUUCAGUGACGAUUCCUACUCAAAUAAUACAGAUAACAUAUGUCUUUGCAAGAAUGAGGACUGUGUUAAUGGCGUUUCCGAUAUAUCUCCAUGUUUCUUCGGUCUAAGUUUUGUUCUGUCAAACGCGCAUUUUUUGAACGCCGACCCCGUAAUUUACGAACGGAUUGAGGGCAUAGAACCUGACGAGGAACUUCAUGGCAGUGAUGUGCUGAUCGAUCGUAAACUUGGCACAGUUAUGGCCACAAAAUUAACCUUACAAUUGAGCGUCCAAGUUGCGAAUGUUAACUUCAACUCAGCUACGAGCCCCUUCUCAGACAUGAUAAUACCUGCAGCGUACUUCAAAAUCGAACAAGAAGAUCUGGAUGAGGAACUCAAAAGCAACCUGUGGCUUAUCUACGGUAUUUUGCCUCAUGUGAUGUACACCGUAGAGGCUCUCUCCUUCAUCAUCGGCUCGGUUCUACUAGCAUUUGUUUUUAAAUCCCAUCUACCUCCAUUACGCAUGGAAAAAAUAAAUUUGCGCGAUUUCACACAAGCACAGCCUCUUUUCGAUGAUAGGUACAAAAAAGAUAUUAAAUUAGAUGGUAGUUAAAUUGUAAUUUUACGUGGAAAAGCGCAAAUGCAAUGAUAUUCUACCAAUAAUUGCAAAUGAUACAGGAAUUACAAUCUAUACGAUCUCUUCACAUAAAUAAGUUUUAUAAUAGUUGUCACAUUUAUCUAUUUUAUUUUGUAUGUAUAGUUUCGCCUAAUUCAACUGAAAAAACAUGGCGUGUUUUACGGAAAUUUUAUUUGUAUUGUUUCCGUCUAGCUAAAGUAGUUGAAUUUUUAGGGUAUACUAAUACGCAAUGCCAACCUGAAUCUAAUCUUAGAAGUAAAAAGCCAGUUUCUUAUCUUCUUAAUGUGUGAUUAUUUUGUUAUAAUCUACCGUAUAAGAUCGAGUCACUAAAUGUUAUUUUGUAUAUAAAUUUUAUUUAAGUUAUUUUAAUGUUAAUAAUAAAACAUAA
Molecule: messenger RNA, 2101 nt
Organism: Pieris brassicae (large cabbage white)
Lineage: Eukaryota; Metazoa; Arthropoda; Insecta; Lepidoptera; Pieridae
Product: scavenger receptor class B member 1-like
Exons: 11
Coding region: 292-1689 (465 amino acids)
Cellular component (GO): cytoplasm; membrane
Molecular function (GO): scavenger receptor activity
Source: RefSeq, a predicted model, not a curated record